UAUAGGGACACGUCAUGUAUUGAAACUUUGACCUCCGAAUAAUUUCAACUUCGCCAACAUCAUCUUUUGUUGGCUAUUCUCUUCUGGAUUGUGGUAGUUCUUGCAGAGGAGAGGAGAUUUGAGUUGAUGAGUCACCAAUUGUUACUAGUUGCUGGUGGUAGACAAGUUGAAUGACAAGACAUCACGCUCGUCUGCCUGAACCGUAGACGAUGUUUGGUCGAAUAACAAUCAGCAAGACUCUCCUUGUAACAGCUAUCUCGUUAUCGCUGGCCCUCAGUGAGGCUGGGAGCACUUCACAAGAAACAAAGCCACGGCAACCUCCAGCUGACGAUGUUGGAUCCAGGCCCCCUCUCUACAAAGAAGGGGCGCGAGUUGCAACUUAUAACACUUGCAGUGAGAAAACGGCAUCCAAUCAUAAACACAGAGAUCUGAUGAUCGUGAGUACCCUGGAUGGCAAAGUGUCUGCUCUUGAUCUUCACAAUGCCGGGUCAGUCCAGUGGACGUUGGAUACAGACAUCGGUCCUCUUAUGGACUCCUCCAUUAGUAAUUUAGAGAUCGUCGGUACUGACGGCAGCUACAAGGUGAUUCCAUCCCUGGAUGGGGGUUUAUAUCGCUGGGAUGGGCACAACGUUGAGCCAGUACCCAUCAAUGCUGACACGCUUAUGAGCUCCUCGUUCAAGCUAAGCAGCGAUGCUAUGAUGGUUGGAGGGAAAGAGACGAGUACUUAUGGUAUCAAUGCUGGCACAGGGCAGAUUUUGUAUAUUUGCGGCGAGAGCGGUUGUCACAUGUUCGAAGAGAACCAAAGUACAGAUGAAGAUGACAUCAUCGUUAUUCAGCGAGUUCAGAGAAUAUGCCGAGCCGUUGAGCAACGCACUGGAGCAGAAAAAUGGAACUUCAGUGUCGGUCAACACGAGAUAUCCUACCUCCCCGGUUCCCAUGACAACGAUGAUGCUCACCACGACGACGAUUACGAUGAUGACUACCAGGGAUCAGUCUGCAUAGAAGAAUCGGACGAGGAACGGGCGGACUCCAGAGACUUAUUGCAUCCUGACUAUAAGGUCUUCAUCUCUCCUGGAACGGUGCUAGCCUUCAGUGAGAAUGAUCCUACCAGGUUGCUGUGGAAAAAAGAGUUUUCAACUGCCAUUGCUGCCGUGUGGACCAUAAAGGAGGGCCAGCUUAAGCCCCUUGAUCUCUUCGAUGUGAAAAACAUUCCUCUGUUGGGAGCUGAUGGCAAAGUGCCCCCAUCCUCAGAAUUCGUUCAUCCUGUUCUCUACAUGGGUGAAUACAACAAGCAAGCUUAUGUGCACCCAUCCAAAACGCUGCAGCAGAGCGUCAACGAGGCAGCAACAGUAGCAGCAGCUGCAGCAGCUGCAGCAGGUCAAAGUUCAUCUGCUCCAGGAAGCAGCAACGCUCUUGCCUUACCCAGAGUUCAGUGGCGACCCUACAUAUCAACGCCCUCUAGAACGCCGAUUGUUUCCAACUCGAAGCGACCACCAUGGGCUGUGGAUGCUGGGUCCAUCACAGUGUGGUCUCAAUAUCCAUUUGAUUUAGGUUAUUACUCGUUGGAUCAGCAGAGCCUUUUAAAAUUUCAUGUGAUUGGUCCAAACAAGAAGCCGGCUUUUGUUGAUUCUAACGAUAGCGGUUCCCCUGACGACCCUGAUGGACUUGAAAUAUUGCUGACAGUCUCUGCUGCAUUUUGGUGGAAAGAAAUCCUGGCAAUAAGUCUGGUUCUGGCCCUUGGUAUGCAGUUCUUGUGUCAUAUGCUGAGGCGAGGUGCCAGACUAGAGAGAGUGGAUAGUUUAAGCUUUGGCAGAGUCAGCACACAAGAGUCAGUGUUUGAGGACACCAGUGGAGGUGCAGAGAACCAGCCAAAAGAGUAUAAAUCGAGGUACCUGACAGACUUUGAACAUCAGCAGUGUCUUGGUAAGGGUGGAUUCGGCAUUGUUUUUGAAGCCAAGAAUGUUGUCGAUGAAAACAGCUAUGCAGUCAAGAGAAUUUGCCUUCCAAACAGAACCCAAGCGCGUAAGAAAGUUCUUCGCGAGGCUCGGAUAUUGGCUCGAUUGGAUCACAGCGGUAUCGUUCGUUACUUCAACUCGUGGUUAGAGGAGCCCCCGGCGGGUUGGCAGAAACAGCAAGAUGAUCACCUACUCGGAGACAGCCUUGUCAAUUCCAGCCAUGCCACGCUUCUAUCCCAUUCCACAACGGCCAAUUUUAACAAGGACAGUCUGUUAAUGCGAGACAAAGAACAGUUCCUGAAUCAAACGGGUUCACAUAUUCCAACCCCAGGCGGGGACAGAGAUGCGGAGAGCGACCUCUUCAUACCGACCGUCGACAUUGAGGACCUUUCGAGGCGAGUCGGAACGUACCUCUCAAAUUUACCGGAUGAGAGCGGUUCAUUUAGUAUCGAAUUCCGUGAUGAAGAUGACGGCGAAGCAGGGAUGAACUUAACACCAAAGAUCGACGAAUCGGAUUACGGCAAAAGUGGCGACUCCGAUUUAAAAACACCAGUGAAUGGUCCACUGUACCUUCCCUUCAAGAAUUAUUCCACAGUUCCAAACAAUCACAGACAACCCGACUGUGAGACCUCGGACUCACUCCAAGUGGUGUUCGAAACGAACAGUACUGCUUCAAAAAGCAACCGCACAAACACGAGGAACAAUAACACGAAUAACUGUGGUUCGGAGAGCUCCACGUCCGAUUUCAGUCAUGAGCUGUCGAGGGUUUCUGAUGGACACUCGAGGGAAGGCGAAGCCGAGGAGCCCAAACCAUGUCAGGGUGUCCCUAAGGUGUAUCUUUACAUCCAGAUGCAGCUUUGCCAGAAAGAAACACUGAAGGAUUGGUUGGGUGCGAACACUCUGAGUAGGGACCGGGUGAAGCUUCUGCACAUCUUCCAGCAGAUCUUGGGAGCGGUGGAGUAUGUUCAUACGUGUGGGAUGAUCCAUAGAGACCUCAAGCCUUCCAACAUUUUCUUCUCGGCAGAGGGUACGGUCAAAGUGGGUGACUUUGGUCUGGUAACUGCAGUCGACACACAGAUUGAGACAUUGGACACACUGGAUGAUGACCAGACUAGCGUUGACUCUAAUAAGAAACACACCAGUCAAGUUGGUACCCAGCUCUAUAUGAGUCCAGAACAGCUGAGUGGCAAGAGUUACGACCACAAAGUGGACAUCUACUCCUUAGGUCUCAUUUUCUUUGAACUGUUACAUCCUUUUAGCACACAGAUGGAAAGAAUCAUGGUAAUGACAGGAUCCCGGCAACAGAGUUUUCCAGAUAGAUUUCAAAAAGAACUCCCAAAAGAGACCGAGCUUAUUAAGUGGCUACUGUCGAACUGUCCAAUGGCGAGGCCCGACACCAUUGACAUCACAGAAAGCACCACCUUCAAACGCCUGUACAGAGACUUUGUCCCGCCAAAUCCAUUGGCCAAUAGAGGGCGGUAUGCUUCAAACUCCAGCAACUGAACACUGUUACUAGCGAGUUCCACUGUGUGUAAAUUUCUUUUAGUGGAGUGAUUUCAUGUUCUCUACCUUGUGAAGAACGAGAACAAAAUAGUUAAGGGAACAUAAGAGUGUCUCCGUAAGGGAAUUCUGAAGACUGUGGCGGCCCAAAAGUGUAUGAAGUCUAUACAAUUGUGUACCAGGGCAAAGGAAUGAACAAAAGAUGUCUCCACAGGGAUGCACAAAACUUAACUUGAGUUGGCUCUGACUUUGUGUAAACUUCACAUGGGUGGCAGGCCUAUAUGCUUCGUUUUUGUGCAAGACAUUUUCUCCUUGGUAAAGGGCACCCUAUGAGGAAACUGUACAUUUCUACUGG
Molecule: messenger RNA, 3810 nt
Organism: Asterias rubens (European starfish)
Lineage: Eukaryota; Metazoa; Echinodermata; Asteroidea; Forcipulatida; Asteriidae
Product: eukaryotic translation initiation factor 2-alpha kinase 3-like
Exons: 16
Coding region: 210-3458 (1082 amino acids)
Biological process (GO): protein phosphorylation
Molecular function (GO): protein kinase activity; protein binding; ATP binding
Source: RefSeq, a predicted model, not a curated record